Molecule: messenger RNA, 4584 nt
Organism: Girardinichthys multiradiatus
Lineage: Eukaryota; Metazoa; Chordata; Actinopteri; Cyprinodontiformes; Goodeidae
Gene: prickle2b
Product: prickle homolog 2b
Exons: 8
Coding region: 523-3093 (856 amino acids)
Molecular function (GO): zinc ion binding
Source: RefSeq, a predicted model, not a curated record
CAGUGGCGUGUGCUGCAACAAGAAGAGUGGCUCUAAUGGACUGUUCCUAAGCGCACUGAGAGUCCACCCGGAUUUUUCUCUGUAGAAACAUUUUUCUUUUCAAAUCAGAGGAGUUUUCUUUUCAUUUAGUGGGACUUAAUUUAUCUCUGUUGGACUCUACGCUCUUCUUUAGUCACCGCUUUGAGGAAUCUGUUUACAGUAGUUUUCUGAACUCCUGCGUGUUUUUGGCAGAGAGCAGAGGGGGUUGACAAAAGGCAAUUUUUAUCCCCUCUUUCCUCGGGAGGGCGGGAUAGAUGUAGCAGAGAGGUGCGGAUCACACAGCGGGUGAGGCUGCUGCGCCUUCGUGGCACCGCUGUGUCGCUGGAGUUAUGCGACAGAUUCUACAAUGAGGAGCGUUUAUUUUAAAGCCCGCAGCAAGUCAAGCAGUCAGCUUUGGAUCAUGGCUUUAGUCCGUCUCAGGUUGUAAGAAGAAAGAUCUGUGUGCACUGCAAGUGUCGGCGUGAAGAGCAUGCAGUGACAGUCAUGCCGGUGGAAAUGGAGAAGACGGUCACCAAGCUGAUGUACGACUUCCAGAGGAACUCAACCUCGGACGACGACUCAGGCUGUGCCCUGGAGGAGUAUGCCUGGGUGCCGCUGGGACUCAAACCUGAACAGGUUCAUCACUACUACAGCUCACUGCCUGAGGACAAGGUGCCCUACGUGAACAGCCCAGGAGAGAAAUACCGCAUCAAACAGCUGCUCUAUCAGCUUCCACCCCACGACAAUGAAGUACGAUACUGCAACAGCCUGGACGACGAGGAGAAGCGAGAACUCAAACUCUUCAGCAACCAGAGGAAGCGGGAGAACCUGGGCCGCGGAAACGUGCGUCCGUUCCCAGUGACGAUGAUGGGGGCCAUCUGCGAACAGUGUGGAGGCCAGAUAAAUGGUGGCGACAUCGCUGUGUUUGCCUCCCGGGCUGGCCACAGCGUCUGUUGGCACCCUGCCUGCUUCGUGUGCAGCACGUGCAAGGAGCUGUUGGUGGACCUCAUCUACUUCUACCAGGACGGGAAGAUCUACUGCGGCCGGCACCACGCUGAGAGACUGAAGCCGCGCUGCACGGCCUGCGACGAGAUCAUCUUUGCAGAUGAAUGCACCGAGGCGGAGGGCCGGCACUGGCACAUGAAGCACUUCUGCUGCUUCGAGUGUGAGACGGUGCUGGGGGGCCAGCGGUACAUCAUGAAGGAGGGACGGCCCUACUGCUGCUCCUGCUUCGAGUCUCUCUACGCUGAGUACUGUGACUCCUGUGGAGAGCACAUUGGAAUUGAUCAAGGCCAGAUGACGUAUGACGGGCAGCACUGGCACGCCACUGAGGGCUGUUUCUGUUGUGCCCGCUGUAAAUGCUCUCUGCUUGGUCGACCUUUCCUGCCCAAACAGGGGCAAAUCUUCUGCUCGCGCUCCUGCAGUCUGGGGGAAGAGCCCAACGGCUCUGAUUCCUCUGAUUCGGCCUUCCAAAGUGCUCGCUCCACACGGGAAUCUAGACGCAGCACCAAAACAUCAAAGAGCGACAGCGGCGUGCAGUCAGAGAGGUUUUCAGGCGAAGUGGACCCUCUGUCUUUACAAAUGGAUCUGCUUAGUCUUUCCAGCCAGACGCCCAGUUUGACCCGUGAGCCACCUUCCUGGCAGAACCAGGAGCAGAUGGGUGACGGUUACAAUUACGAGCCACAACCCGAUCCAGCUACCGACCCCUCUCCUCUCCAGCUUCUCAACCAGUGUAACGUAAGGAGUUCCUAUAACCCCACCUCCCCUGGACAGACUAAUCAACAGCAUGAUCACCGGAUCAAUGAGAACGGUGGUUUAAAGCGGCCCCCCAUCUCAGCGAUGAAGGGCCAGUCUCUCAAUGAGAGUUGGCUCCAGCAGGCAGCUCCAGAGGAGUACUGCCCACCCAAACUAAGGCCUCAAAAGAGCUUAACUGAAGUGCACCACAAUGGCUUUUCCUCAGACAAACGCUCCAUCAGUUUGCACGGGUUUCAGAGGGACAGAGAUCGGGGGCCUCAGACAACUGCUCAGGUGGCAAGAAGCAGAAACCCCAUUAAUGCACUUAACUUCACAGAACAGCUGACCCCACUGGAGCAGACCCCAAGAGGUUCCAUGGAGUCCUUGGCUUUGUCCAAUGCUACCGGCAACUCGGCGGACGGUGGAGGAAAGCAUCAGGAUCAACUCUCUCGUUUCUCCAUGCCCGACCUGAGCAAAGACUCUGGAAUGAAUGUUUCAGAGAAGAGCAACAUGGACACCCUGAACUCAUCCAUGCAGUUUCGUAGCUCAGAGUCUAUACACAGCCUCAAAACCAGCCAGUCCUACCUGGAAAUAACCCCCCCCAGGUCUUCCCAGUACCAAAUGCAGUAUUGCGACCCUCCAGGAAUGAGAGUUGGUGUAGGCAUGACUCAUUUACCUCCUGGCUUCACCUAUCAGGAGGAGGAGAGGAUGGUAAGCAGCGCUAAUGCUGCACGCUUGCCACCAAUCAGUGAAUGCAGAGUAAGCGGUGUUGGUGGACGAGGGGCGAGCAUCUGGACAGAUGCUCCAGAAGACACCUCUCAAAAGCGUCGGCACCAUCAUCACCGCCAGCGAAGAUCCCGCCGCUCUCGGUCUGAAAACGCUCUAAACCUGGUAGCUGAUCGUAGAGCAAGACCCCAAGAAAGACCACAGCUGAAUGUCAGAGAAGAUUAUGAUCGAUUCCCACCACCUAGGGGUGCUGGGGGCCAGUUUGGAGCUGGAGGACAGGGAAGAUACCAGCCCCAGGCCUUCAGGCAGUGCCCCAGAACCACUUCAGACCUAUGUUUGCAGAACCCUGCAGCUAACAGGCGCAGUGGAUUGAGCCAGUACUCCUGGGACGAGUAUUAUGAUGACGACUGGUGCUCCACCUGCUCUUCAUCCUCCGAAUCAGAGGAUGAGGGUUACUUCCUGGGUGAGCCCAUCCCCAGGCCCAUCCAGCUGCGCUACAUGAACAACCAGGAGAUGGUCCACAAGUACAACAACACAGGAAUGGGAGGACCCAACCGCAGCGGGCAGCUGCACACCCGCAAACGCAGAAAAAGCAAGAAUUGCAUUAUCUCUUAACAUCUGGACCUUUUCUACAGGACAUUUGUUUUUGUUUAGCUUGAGUACGCUAACAUCCUCCAUAAGAAACAAAGAAAUGUGUGUUUUUGAGUGCAAGUUAUCAAAUGGUUGAAAGUCAGUAAUGAAUUAAAGCUGGUAAACCAUAAAAAGGCAAUAAUAUUUGCAUGGUUGUUCAUUUUAAUAUUUCAGAUUUUCUAUGUGCAGUUUUGUCAGUGUUUAUCAAUAGCUGAUGUGCAAUUUCUCUUAAACAUAAUUUUCUUUCUUUGCUACAAAGAAGUACAUAACUUAGUCUGUUUGGUACAGUUUUAAGUUUUCAGUCAGUGUGACCUAGACUUAGGACCUUCUGUUCUAUUACAGUUAAUAACUUGUACAUUGAUAAAUGAAUUAUUAAUUUCAUCUAAAUUAAAAAAAAUGUAAAUAUGAUUGUAAAUGUGGGCCCAUAUUUUUAUUUUUUGUAAGGAUAGAAUGAGGUAAAUAUCUAAAAUGUAGAAGUAGAACAUAACUAAAACAACUUAUGCAUGUGUUGUUUGGCUGACUUGGUGCUGCGUUUGGAAUAAAGCAGUAUUUCAGAGCAUUGUGGAUCAACAGCUGGUGUUUCUGUGUAAAAAAAAAAAAAAAAAAAAAAAGGAACAACACAUAGGUGAUAAAGUGUGCAGCUCUUUUUCUUUAACCCGUUGAAUGCAUAUAAUGACUGACUGUGAGGGGACUGAUUAGAGUCAUCCUCCACUGGGUUGUUAGCUGGUGGUGGGUGCAGCAGUCACAGUCAUCACACUCUGUCCAUUGUCCUCCUGACAAAUUGAGAGAUUGUUACAUCAGCCUCACUGAGCCAACAAAAUGCCAACUAAAGGUCUGGAUGUUCAGAUAUUAAAACCAGGUAAUGUCAGACAUUCCUUUUCCCCUUAGAAGGGGUUUAUUGGUUUGUUUUUGUUCAAUGGCAUGCUCAUAUAAUAACUUUCAUAUCUGUCUGAGCUAUAUUUUUAGACCAGAGAUGUCAAACUCCAGUCUACCCAGGCCAAUGUGCUGCAACGUUUAGAUGUGUGUCUGCUUGAACCCACCUCAAUAAAAUGAUGCGGUUAUUACCAGGAUUCUGUGGACCAGAGAGACAUCUGAAAGUUGCAGGGCUGUUUUAGACACUUACAAAUGAAAAUAUGCUGCACACUAAAAUAAAAUCCUAGACUUUUUUUGUAGUCAAGUAUCCCUAUCAGAGAUCGCCCAAUCAGGAUUAUUUUUCUGCCCUAUUACAGUCAUUUAAGAAUAGGCAUUUGCUGACAAAACAUCCUAAUCUCAAAAUUGGUUAAAAUCAGUCAUUUGCAUAUGCAAUAGAAUGACAUGGUACAUUUCACUAGUAUUAACUCUGUCAUGAAUGAUGUUCAGAAUGGUGCAUUUUUGGACAUAUUUUGUCUCGUUUUUGCUGGACAGACCUAUGUUUUCAAUUGUAUAUUUGUCUUGCCAUGUAUAGUCUUCAAUAAACUUUCAUUUGGUUUCUGCUAA